This is a messenger RNA of Marchantia polymorpha subsp. ruderalis, 2070 nucleotides long. NCBI's taxonomy places the organism in Eukaryota, Viridiplantae, Streptophyta, Marchantiopsida, Marchantiales, Marchantiaceae. The record is from the annotation of a GenBank genome assembly.
UGGGCCGUUGGCCGCUGCUGUAGGCCUGUUCAUAUCUCCUGGUCGUUCCACUCGAACCUCAGAAUCACAAGAGCGCCACUUUUUCACCGUUCGGACGUUGUUGCGGUUUGAGUCCACAGCCUGAACUGCGCUCUCGUUGGCUCUUGUACUCCGUUCUUUUUAACAUUUGAUGGCAUGCAAACCAAUGCAUGCUCUCGACAGAAAGUGGCACGGCAAAUCGACCGGUGUCCCUUGUCUAGGCUCAGCUUGUGACUCAUGACCCUUGGCACCACAAAUCUACGAGAUGAAUAGGUGCCCAUAGUUACAAUGACGCGUUCUGUGUGCACCACUCUGCACGAACCGGACAGUUUUCCUCUCUCAUCGUCGUAUGCAACGUAAUGUUUCUGCGGUACGACCAUCGAGUUUGCGUCGGACUGACGCUGCAUGGAUAGUGCACGGGCCGUACUUCAUCUUCGAUAUCUAACCUUGGGACUUUCACAAGAUCCUUCAGUUUUGACUGUGUCAAGAGCAUUCAAAAGAUGGGUUGUUGGAUUGGGAUCUCCGAGAGGCUUAUGUUCGCGGACCGGGAUCACUGUUGGUCAAAGUACUAUUCCAACCCUGGUUAAAGAGAUUUUAAUCACAACCGUGAGUUUCGAGGCAAAAAGAUGUAAAUAAUCUCCAUCGAGGCCUCCACGACUGGACUGAAGCAAGUUCUAUGUGCAAGUCAUGGUGCCUUGGUCGGUGGUCUGGAAAAAGAUAGGUUAACGGGAAAUAGAUUUCCUGAUUCAGACAUGAAUUCUCGUGACGGUUGAAUUCUUGACUAAUGAAAUACUCAUCGAACUGAUCUUCAUUCACUUUAAACUAGGAAAGUGGGAACAGAGAAUAAAAAAGAAACAAAUGCACUCCAGCUGAUCAUUGAGCACGGAUUUGUCUUCAAGACGUUCAAAAGGCGCUUCAAAAUGAAAAUGAGCACGGACUGACUAGAGAUCGGAGGAGCAACAAGUUACAUGUUAGGGGACAUGACUUGUUCAGGAACUGCUUUUAAUGGUCAAAGUGUAUAGGUAUUCGCUUUUCUUCCGUUUGAGAAGGCGACUGACUUAAUGUCUUGGCACGUUCUAUAACAUCGUGUGAUCUAAUUUUUGCCACUUUGGACCAGCAAUUCAGGAGAACUCAGUGUACAGUAUGAUAUAACAGUCUGGUCUAUGCAGUUAUGACCACAAUUUCAUUCACACAUGAUCACAGGGUAGCGAGAAGAACAUAUGGUCUACGGUUUGGCCUCUCUGACUGGACUAUUUCGAUGAAGCCCAAUACAAUCUCCAACCAAAUUAUUUUAUUGAAACAGAAAAGAACGGAUCUUCUAGUCUUGGCUGUAACGCGUUUUCCUUUACGCUAGAGGUAGUGAAAUUGAAGAAGCGCUCAAUGAGUAGAGGUCUUAAGAAACUAGAAAGCUUGAAGCCUGAAGUAGUCCUCCGAGUAAUUGUAUACUGAAUGUGCUAAAUCUAGAUCUGCAGGCAAAAUUUAGCGCAUCUAUCAUAGAUGGUUGAAAUAGUCUUGAGGAGUGUUGAAUUACUUCAUUUCUUCAACAUUUACUGAGUAGUUUGUCAUCGUCCUAGAGGACAAGGACAAAGGUCUCGAAUGGUUUAGCAUUCGAGAAAUAUUCGUAAACCGUGACCGGGUUAAAGAUUGACAACAAUUUUUCUAUCUGAGGGUGAGGAACAUCAAGGACUGGACCAUCGAUUGAAGUACACUAUCGUGGGAUACAUGGCCUAUCCCUGGUGAGGGUAGGCAGAUCUUUCUAUUUUGACAUGGCUAGAAUGUCUAGUGAUAAUAAUUUGGUGCGUUGAUGGGAGCCAAUGAGGUGGUCCUUGUACUCAUUGCAACUGAGGGUUCGGUGGAUGUCUACCACUGCUACGGUAGUCCAACUUUUUUAUACGCACUCGUAUGCGACGAACUCAUCACUAAACUAGAGUCGAAAGUUUCUCUAUUUCAAUCGUUUCACUGAUUGGCGUGAGUGCUAAUACUAAAGAUGUCCUUUCUCUUUCCACUGAGAUGCAUUAUACGUACAGAUGUCACCGAUACGGUUCCAAUUUU